Messenger RNA from Lipotes vexillifer (Yangtze River dolphin), 3787 nucleotides. It is a transcript of the gene REXO1, whose product is annotated as RNA exonuclease 1 homolog. Lineage: Eukaryota; Metazoa; Chordata; Mammalia; Artiodactyla; Lipotidae. Bases 49 to 3684 code for a protein of 1211 amino acids. Gene Ontology annotation, molecular function: exonuclease activity; nucleic acid binding. Gene Ontology annotation, cellular component: nucleus. The transcript is spliced from 16 exons. The record is from RefSeq and is a predicted model, not a curated record.
CCGGGGGCCCGGGCGGCUCCGGGCCGGGGCCCCGCCGCGGGACGGACCAUGCUACGCUCCACCGGCUUCUUCCGGACCAUCGACUGCCCCUAUUGGGCCGGGUCGCCUGGGGGACCCUGCCGGCGGCCCUACUGCCACUUCCGGCACCGCGGGGCCCGGGGCCCGGGCUCACCUGGAGAAGGCGGAGCGGCGCCCCCCGCAGCAGGGCUCGGUUAUGACCCGUACAACCCCGAGCUGCCCAAGCCCCCUGCCCAGAGGGAGAAUGGCGCCCUGGGCAGAGGUGCCGAGCCCCGCUCAGACAUUCUGGAGCUGGAGCUGGUCAACCAGGCCAUCGAGGCCGUGCGCUCUGAGGUGGAGCUGGAGCAGAGGCGCUACCGGGAGCUCCUGGAGACGGCCCGGGAGCACGGCUCGGCCGAGGCCCCUGCCCUGGCGCCCCACGGCCCCACUGCCGGCCUGGAUGGGGACACCUUCCCUCUGUCCUUCGAAUACAACCCUGGCGGCCAUGGCCUGUUAAGCCCUGAUGCCAGCUACCAGCCCACGCCUCUGGCCAGCCACACCGAGCCUGGCACCAAGUACUCGCUGGCCUCUCUGGACCGGGGUCAGGGCCAUGGUGGAGGGGCUGGUGGCACCCUGGAGUACGUCCCCAAGGCCGUGGGCCAGCCCCGGCGGUAUGGCCGCCCCGUCUCCAGCGGCAAGUACGUAGUGGACAACUCCAAGCCAUCUACAGACCUGGAAUACGACCCCCUGUCCAACUUCUCCGCCCGCCUGCUCAGCAGGGCCAGCACCAAGGACGACAGGGCCCCCAAGCGGCCCCGGGGCUCCCGCGGCAGUGAGCCCUACACACCUGCACCCAAGAAGCCCUGUGACCCCUUCGGUGGCUGCGACGCCAGGUUCUCAGACUCUGACGAUGAUACCGCUGCUGCUCCGGGCGACAGGCCCGCCACCGCCAGCCCCCCGAGAGCCCGAGCGGGCCCUGAGAGCAAGGCCCCGGGGAAGCCGGGCUCUAGGGAGGGCCCAGAGCCUGAGGAGGGCAGCCUUCGGGAGACCAAGGAGAUGGCCGUGCAGUACGACGUGGGGGACCUUGGUCAGCCUGCCAAGGGCCCAGGCGGGCUGCCUCCUGCCAAGCCCAGCUCCCCGGGCAGGGCCUCGCAGGAGCGCAGCAGCCCCAAGGAGGGGAGACCCAAGAAGAAGAAAAGCGGGGGGCCGCCAGCCGCCGGCCGCAAGGAUGGUGUUGGGAAGACAGGCAGGGGUCAGGAUGGAGAGCAUGGGAGGCCAGCCGAGAAGCCCUGUGUGGACAGGAGGGGCCCGCGGGCCGGCAGCCCCCGGCACAGGGCGGAGCGGCCCCAAGGGACCAAGAAGAAGCCAUCUUCAGCCACUCCGGUGGCCAGCUCAGGGAAAGGCCAGCCCGAGGGGCCGGGACCGCGGCCCAGCCCCGCACAAGGGGCCGCCCACCAGCUGCCAGACAGGACGGGCAGGAAGACCCCGUCAGGGAAGCUGGCACAGCGGAAGGCCCGCUCGCUGGAUGAGGGUGCCCCCCGGGGUGCCCCCAAGCUGCCGAGGCGGGCCCUGAGCCACGCCGAGCUCUUCGGGGAUGAGAGCGAGGACGAGGACCCGGGGCCCGAGGCGCCCACCCCGCGGCCGCCCGCCCUCCCCAGCCUCAGCUCCAGCUCCGAUUCGGACUCGGACUCCAGCCUGGGCCUCUGCGGCGCGCGGGGGCCGCCCAAACGCCUCAAGGCCUCCCCGCCCCCCUCGGCCAGCCGGUCCUCCCCUCCCCCCCACUCCUCCUCCUCCUCGGGGGCGGGCUCCGACGUGGGCUACUCGGCCCUGGAGAAGGAGGUCGACUCUGACUCCGACCCCAUGGAGGAGUGCCUGCGCAUUUUCAACGAGUCCACCGCUGUCAAGACGGAGGACAAGGGCCGCCUGGCCCGGCAGCCCCCCAAGGAGGAGAAGACCGAGGAACAGGGGCGCCCGGGCCUGACCACUCUGUUUCCUGGGCAGAAGAGGAGGAUCUCUCACCUCUCCAAGCAAGGCAAGGAGGCAGAGCCCACAAGCAGAGGCCCAGCGCCUCCUACCCGUCCCCCGACUGCCCAGGAGGUGUGCUACCGCCGGGCCCAGCAGGCACAGAGGGAGUCAGCCAGCCGGCUCCAGGCUGCCCAGCCACUGGCCGAGAAGCAGUCCUCCGUGCACAUCUCAGCCCCCGGAGAGAAGAGGAGGAUUGCCCACGUCCCCAACCCCCUCCUGGCUGCAGCCCCUACAGGUGCCAAGAGGACCCUCUCGGCCAGCAGCAGCCAGCCCCCCAGUGGCCCCGAGCCGGGCAGCCAGCCCCUGAAGACGCGCACGUUGUCGGGCAUGGCGUCCAAGACUACUGCCACCGUGGCCCCCAAGCGUGUGGCGCACAGUCCAUCCUUACAGAGUUUAAAGAAGCCUGUUAUCCCAAAAGAGUUCGGGGGCAAAGUCCCCACUGUCAUCCGCCAGCGCUAUCUCAACCUGUUCAUUGAAGAGUGCCUCAAGUUUUGCUCUUCUAACCAGGAAGCCAUAGAGAAGGCGCUCAACGAGGAGAAGGUGGCCUACGACCGGAGCCCCAGCAAGAAUAUCUACCUGAACGUGGCCGUGAACACCCUCAAGAAGCUGCGCGGCCUGGGCCCUGGCACCGGGCCUGGUCUCAACAAACCCAGCGGCCGGAGGGUGGUGUCCCAUGAAGUGGUGCUGGGGGGCAAGUUGGCUGCCAAGACUAGCUUUUCGCUCAGCCGUCCCAGCAGCCCCCGCGUGGAGGAUCUGAAAGGGGCCGCCCUGUACAGCCGCCUCAAGGAGUACCUGCUCUCCGAGGCCCAGCUCAAGGAGAACGGCUACCCCUUUCCGCACCCCGAGAAGCCAGGCGGCGCCGUCAUCUUCACGGCCGAGGAGAAGCAGCCCAAGGACCCCACCUGCAGGGUCUGCUGCCGCUGCGGCGCCGAGUACCUCGUGUCCUCCGCCGGCCGCUGCAUGCGCGACGAGGAGUGUUACUACCACUGGGGGCGGCUCCGCCGGAACCGAGUGGCAGGGGGCUGGGAGACUCAGUACACGUGCUGCUCGGCCGCCAUUGGCUCCGCUGGCUGUCAGGUCGCCAAGCAACACGUGCAGGACGGCCGGAAGGAAAACCUCGAAGGGUUUGUGAAGACCUUUGAGAAAGAACUUUCAGGAGAUGCACACCCAGGAGUCUACGCCCUCGACUGUGAAAUGUCUUACACCACGUAUGGCCUAGAGCUGACGCGCGUCACGGUCGUGGACACGGAGCUCCAGGUUGUGUACGACACCUUUGUCAGGCCGGACAAUGAGAUCGUGGACUAUAACACUAGGUUUUCAGGGGUGACUGAGGCCGACCUCACGGACACGAGCAUCUCGCUGCGGGAUGUCCAGGCCGUCUUGCUGAGCAUGUUCAGUUCAGACACCAUCCUCAUUGGCCACAGCCUGGAGAGCGACCUGCUGGCCUUGAAGGUCAUCCAUAGCACCGUGGUGGACACGUCCGUGUUAUUCCCGCAUCGCCUGGGCCUUCCCUACAAGCGCUCCCUGCGGAAUCUCAUGGCCGACUACCUCAGACAGAUCAUCCAGGACAAUGUGGACGGGCACAGCUCCAGUGAGGACGCCAGCGCCUGCAUGCACCUGGUGAUCUGGAAGAUCCGCGAAGACGCCAAGACCAAGCGGUGACCGCCGCCUGCCCGCCCGCCCCCCCGCCCGCCUCUCCUGCCGCCCCGGCCCGUUCUCUACCCUAGGCCUCUUCCAAAACAGUGCAAUAAAUCUCGAGAUCUAA